Kickxella alabastrina is the source of this 3321-nucleotide messenger RNA. RefSeq lists its product as uncharacterized. The record is from RefSeq and is a predicted model, not a curated record. Gene Ontology annotation, molecular function: protein serine/threonine kinase activity; ATP binding; protein binding. Bases 145 to 2979 code for a protein of 944 amino acids. The transcript is spliced from 7 exons. Gene Ontology annotation, biological process: protein targeting to vacuole; macroautophagy; late endosome to vacuole transport. NCBI's taxonomy places the organism in Eukaryota, Fungi, Kickxellomycota, Kickxellomycetes, Kickxellales, Kickxellaceae. Gene Ontology annotation, cellular component: nucleus-vacuole junction; phosphatidylinositol 3-kinase complex, class III, type I; late endosome.
UUUUUCAAUUUUAUUCUUCUCUCUUCAAUAGCCGCACGAAUUCGUAGAUACUGUUCUCAAUUCCCAUCCCUCUCUCCGUUCGCUUUCAUACACAUUCAGUUGCAGAAGCGUCUUACACAUUCCAAUUCACAGCAUUCGCACACAAUGGGCCAGGCCGCGUCCCACUCCCUCGUUGCCGCUGCUGACCUGCAGCCGCCGCUGGCGAUGGGCGUCGGCGGGCUCGAGACGGCGCUGGGCGAGAGCCCGCAGCACAUCCGCAUGCUGGGCAGCACGCGCUUCAUGAAGAGCAUCCUGUGCCGACUGGCAGGUGAGGGCCAGCUGGUCCUGCGCGUCUUCAUGCGGCCCGUCAGCAUGGCCUUCGACCCAGCACCACAAAUCGCCACGCUGCAGCGGCUGUAUGCGCGUCUGCAUGGCGCGCAGCACGUCGUAGCGCACACGCGCGUGGUGAGUGACGACCGCGCCGUUUACGUGCUGCGCCAGUACCUGCACGCCAGCCUGUACGACCGCAUCAGCACUCGUCCGUUUCUGGCGCCCUCAGAGAAGCGCUGGCUGGCGCGCCAGCUGCUGGAGGCCCUGCGCCAGGCGCACGAGCGCGGCGUAUGCCACGGUGACAUCAAGGCGGAGAACGUCGUGGUGGCAUCGUGGAACUUGGCGUAUUUGGCUGACUUUGCGCCGUUUAAGCCUACGUAUUUGCCGGCCGACGACCCGGCUGAAUUCAACUUUUACUUUGACGCCGCUGCGCGCCAGUGCUGCUGCAUUGCGCCCGAGCGCUUCUACGACCCAGGCAGCGCUGUGGCCCAGCGCCUGCAGCGACAACAGGUCGACUCCAGCUCGGAUAGUGGCAGUGAUGCCCUGGCGCUGCAACCGGCUAUGGACAUUUUUGCUGCGGGCUGUGUCAUUGCCGAGCUAUUGCUCGACGGUAACCCACUGUUCAGCCUGUCGCGGCUGUUGCAGUACCGUCGCGGGCUCGAGGAUGCCGACGCACUGACCGCGGUCAUUGCAGACCAUCCGAUGGCCGAGCUGGUGCGCCACAUGAUCCAGCUCUCGCCGGACUCACGGCUAUCGGCCGCCGAAUACCUCAGCCGUUGGGCCGAGCACCUGCCACAGGCCCCCUCCGCCGCAUACAUGGACCAGGCGACGCCCGAUGAGCGAAUGGUAGCGCUGUUUGCCGAAUCACAGCACAUCACCGAUGAUACGUGCGAGAUCGCCUCUGCCGUUGCCUGCGCUAGCGUGCGCAAUUGCCGGCUUCCGAGCGCGCGCUGCCUGGGCAUCAAGGUGCUGCUGAGGUGCAGCCGCGGUGCCAUGCGCGGCGACCCCGAUGUCAUACUUCCGUACCUCGUGGCGCUGGCCGCUGCUGACACGUCGCCGCGGGUGCGCGCUGAGGCGCUUGGCGCUGUGCGCCAGCUGCUCUUGGAUCUGCCGCGGCUGACGCCUAUCGACGCGGGCAUCUUUGACGACUUUCUCGCGCCGCAGCUCCAAUACUUUGCUGCCGAUCCAGCAGCAUGCGGGGCUGCCUUCAAAGGCGACUCGUUCGACGUGCAGAUGCAGGCGGCAGUCGCCCGCCUGUCGUUCGAUGCCACGGCAGAGGUCAAGCAUCUAUACGAAAGCCGCAGCCAGAGCCUGUCGCACGUCAUCACGUACCUCAACGACCGCGACUGCUGGUUCUUGCGCUCGGCCUUUUUCGAUGUUGUCUUUGCAGCCGCUUCGCGCAUCAGCCGCCACGCGUCGCGCGAGUACAUUGUACCCCUGAUCAACCUCGCUGACCAGGAGGUUUUUGUCGUGGUCAGUGCCCUGCGCGCCCUCGUGCGGCUGCUCCCGCAGAUGUCACCGGCCAUGCGCUGGGACAAGCUGGUCGAGGCACAUGCCCUUCAGAUAAAUGCGCCAGAGCUUCGUGCCCCGGCUGCCGAGUUUGUCGACCUGCUGCCGAUGCCUGCCGAUGUGGCGCGGCUGGCGCUAGACAUGCAACAAACGCAGCCCAAGACUGAUGUGGCAAUGGAUCUAGCCGCUUUCACGCAUCCCGAGGAGCGCACUGUGCAGCUGCGUGACAUUGGCGCUGCUCUACAGACCGUGUUUUUGACGCCGGUGAGCGACCCCUGGGAUUUAAAGAGUGCGUCUGAAAACGCGUUCAUGCGCAAAAAGGCGCUUGAUCUCGAGUUCACUUCUGUGCCACGCAAGCAGCGGCUCGAUGGCUGGCGGCCAAAGGGCAUGCUGGUGGCUGAGAUCUCCGAGCACAACGACGCUGUCACUCAUGCCGUGGCUGUCGCGGGCUCUGGCUUUGUCACGGCCAGUGAUGACGGCUCGCUGCGCCUGUUUGAUGCCGCAUCGAUGCGCAAGAACGCUGGCGGCGGCGGUCGGAUCACCGGCCUGCUGUACCACGAGGACUUGGACUGCUUGGUUUCCAGCUCUGGCAAUGGCUCGAUCCAUGUGUUUCGCGCUUCCAUGCGCUCCCACACGUUUUCCGAUCCGCUGGCUACUGCUGCAUUGCCUGCGGGCGAGUACGCUACGAGCCUGGCGUUUGCCAAGGGCUGUUUGUCCCAAUCAAGCAGCAGUAUGGAUAUCCGUGCCAUGGAUGCGGGCGUAAUCAUUAUCGACCUGCAUCUGCAAGACACAAUCAACCUGCGUCCUGUCUACGGCCGCCCCACAUGCAUGGCCGGCGACGGAUCAACCCUGGUGCUCAAAACCUACCACCACUUUUUGUCCCACUUCAUCACCUGCCUAACCAUGCACCAAAGGGACAGUGUCCUCGUGGGCACGUCUGCCGGCGAUAUCUGCACACUGAACUUGAGGUCAAAUAAGUGGCCCGUGUGUGUGUGUGCGCGCAGCCUGCAGCAGCUCAAGAGCAACGAGGUCAAUCGUCGGCUGAGAGUCAAUGCCCUGGCUGGCAUACAGCAAAUGUACUUUGUCUCUGCCGGUAACGACUCUAUGUUGCGGUACUGGGAUUUGGAGCAUUUGGACAAGUCUUACAUUAUCAAUAACUAGUGGACUCUAAUGCGCCUCCAUAUUCAUCGUACCGGCUGAACGAUACUGUGUAUUAUUGCGAGAAUUCUGCUGUUCCCCCGAGGUCCCCAUCGAGUCCGAGGAUGUCCUCCCGGGCUGCUUCCGCGUCGGCUGCAUCGGCCGCUGUCGGGGAUGCCCUGGUGGCUGCCAAUAAUGGAAGAUCCAGCGGACCUGUGACAUCGCUCGCCGUGGUGUCAUCGCCCGCUCCUAUGUUGAUCGUCGGAAUGCAAAAUGGCGCAAUCCGGGUGUUGAUAUAACUAUAAUUUUGUAUCUUUUUUAUUAUAUUGAUAGGUGAUGUAAUGUAAAUAUAUAUUAAUUAUUUAA